UUUAUCUUUUUCCAAUUUUUAGAAUUAAAAAAAAAGAUAAAGAGCAAGUUAAACUGAGAUCAAAGUUAAUCUACAUUGGUGAAAUAGGCAUAAAAGGGUCUCUAGUACUGUGGCGGUAAUGUAAUUGACUCUACCUGCACUUGCUACACUAUUCGACUUCCACCUUCCACUUUCUAUUGUCCCAUGAGAAGGCGGGGAUGACUGAUCUCAGGUUUCUUUCCGCAUAAGUGCAGUGGAUAACUUCUUAGAGAUCUUUACUUAACAAACAUGCCUGCUCCAUGCGAGGACAUUAUCGAGGAUAUUGAGGAUUUAAUCGCGUCGCAGGACAUAACCCCCAAGGAGAGGUAUAGUUCACGAAAACAUAUCACGGUACGACCGAAGCGGAGGAAGCAGGAACAAGUGUCACAGCCGUCUGUUUUGUCAAGCGUAAUACCUGGCACGCAGACGAUCUACGUGAAGACAUGGGGAUGCACGCACAACAGUUCGGACACCGAAUACAUGGCCGGUCAGUUGGCGACGUACGGCUACAAUUUAACUGAGGAUAAAUUGAAAGCAGAUCUCUGGCUGCUGAACUCUUGUACUGUCAAAAAUCCCGCGGAAGAUCAAUUUAGGAAUGAAAUUGAGCAUGGAAAGAACAUUGGCAAACAUGUUGUGGUCGCUGGAUGUGUGCCACAAGGUGCCCCAAAAUCUUCCUUCCUUCAAGGGCUGAGUGUGAUUGGAGUGCAGCAAAUUGAUCGAGUGGUAGAAGUUGUAGAGGAAACCUUGAAAGGAAAUACAGUCAGGUUUUUAAAACAGAAGAAAGAUUCUGGCAAGAAGAUAGGCGGAGCUUCACUGAGUCUCCCAAAGGUGCGCCGGAAUCCACUCAUUGAGAUUAUAGCUAUUAACACAGGUUGCUUGAAUCAAUGUACCUACUGCAAAACGAAGCAUGCUCGAGGCGAACUUGGUAGUUAUCCACCAGAGGAAAUAGUCGAACGAGCCAAGCAAGCUUUCGAGGAAGGAGUGUGUGAGUUGUGGCUCACAUCGGAAGACACAGGUGCCUAUGGUAGAGACAUUGGCACCAACUUACCAGAAUUGCUGUGGCAAUUAGUAGACGUGAUCCCUGACGGUUGCAUGAUGCGCGUAGGUAUGACCAAUCCACCGUAUAUCCUAGAGCAUUUGGAUGAAAUGGCCAAGAUCCUGCAACACCCUAGGGUCUAUAGCUUUUUACACAUCCCAGUGCAGUCCGGUAGUGAUCAGGUGCUGGCUGACAUGAAGCGAGAAUACACGCGUGCUGAGUUCGAACAUGUGGUGAACUUUCUGAGCGAGCGAGUGCCUGGUCUAACGAUCGCCACGGAUAUUAUUUGUGGCUUUCCCACGGAAACGGAGAUGGAUUUCGAGGAGACGAUGACGCUUUGUCAAAAGUACAAGUUUCCAAGCCUCUUCAUCAAUCAGUACUUCCCCCGACCUGGCACGCCCGCCGCCAGAAUGCUGAAGGUACCUGCGCAGAAAGUAAAGGCAAGAACCAAAAGGUUAUCAGAAUUUUUCCAAUCAUAUGAACUGUACGGACAUAAAGUGGGACUGCAACAAAAGGUGCUAGUGACGGAAGUAUCACAUGACAAACAGCAUUACGUGGGCCAUAACAAAUUCUAUGAACAGGUGUUGAUUCCGAUGAAGCAAGAGUACAUGGGAAAAAUGAUCGACGUGAAGAUUAAAGAAGCGACGAAGUUCUCCAUGAAAGGAGAACCGAUCGGUAAAGGUGUGUCCCCGGCGCUAAGGUCUCCUUUACCGCAAGGAAUCGUUUCCAAAAUACCAUACGAAACGAAGCCAUCAAGAUACGGAAUAGCAACGAUUACGAUGAUCUUUUUAGCUGUGAUACUUAGAAUAUUAUGGAAAUUUCUAACUUAGAUAUAUAAUUUAUACAAGAUUCUGUAAAUUGAUCAUGUAAACACAUUGUAUGACAUGUUGUAAAUUGUCUUUUUAUACUUGCAACAAAUAUCUAAUAUUUAUUUAAAAAGUUGAAAGAUUUAUUAUCAAUAUGUUCAUUAUCAUUAAUUUUGGAUAAAGAAGAACACAUACGAGAUUACGCGAAAAAAAUAUUAUAUAUUUAAUUGACAAUACAGGAACCUACCCUGAAAGGGCUUACAAUUCAAUAGUUUAAUGCAUAUAUUGGCUAUAAUAAUUCUUCGGCAUUUCUAGACGCAUUUUCUAAAAUUUUCCUAACAUAAAUUGAAAAUUCUCUAAAUAUAAUAUGCGGAGAGGAGUAUUGAGCAUUCUUACAUUUUGUUGAACUAUCUCCUCGAGAGCAAGAUGUUUAAGAUAAAACUUAUAUACUAAAAAUGAAAAUGUGUCCGCUUUUAUAAAAAUAUCAUUAUUUUUCUUAUUACAUAUAAAGGCACGUUAUUUGGUAUCACUUCCUCGUGGCUAAAGAUUUCUUUUUUAAAUAUAUCUUAUUCUAAAGAAUAUAUCGGAUUUCUGCCACAAUAUCUCCUGAGUAUUAAAGCCCAUGAAUCAUUGUUCGAAGAUACCAAACGAAAUAUUGUUUAUAUAAAUUAGAGCAUCAAAAUCGAUGCUUAGUUUUUGGUUGUAUUAAUCUAUGCAAAUUUGUAAUUACAUAUAUCGAAAGAAACAAUAAAUUUCCUUUUAUAAAAGA
Messenger RNA from Solenopsis invicta (red fire ant), 2629 nucleotides. Its product is annotated as threonylcarbamoyladenosine tRNA methylthiotransferase. The coding region runs from base 268 to 1884 and encodes 538 amino acids. The record is from RefSeq and is a predicted model, not a curated record. Gene Ontology annotation, cellular component: endoplasmic reticulum. The transcript has 3 exons. Gene Ontology annotation, biological process: tRNA methylthiolation. Lineage: Eukaryota; Metazoa; Arthropoda; Insecta; Hymenoptera; Formicidae. Gene Ontology annotation, molecular function: 4 iron, 4 sulfur cluster binding; tRNA (N(6)-L-threonylcarbamoyladenosine(37)-C(2))-methylthiotransferase activity.